UGCACACACAAAAACACACACGAAGACACAGGAGAAAUGUUGCUCUUUUACUUGUUUAUUCUCUGCAAGAGAUAGAGGUUGACAGUCAGGCUAGCAGGAUGCAGAGAGCUGUGGUGUCUGUACUGGUCCUGCAAUGGGCCUGGACCCUGAAAGGAAUCCCUGUGCUCCCAGAAACUCAUAUCCUUGCACAGGAGAACUUUGAUUUGGGCCAGUUCAUGGGGAAGUGGUAUGAAGUAGCAGUGGUUUCCACCUGUCCUUACUACAUGCAGCGUAAGAGAGGAAACCCUGUCAUUGUUACAUUGGAGCUAAAACAUGUUGCUUCUCAGGGCAACUUCACAAUGACGGCCACUAAUUUAAGGAAUGGCUCAUGUAUACAAACAUCCACAGUUUACGGUUUGACCAACACUCCAGGACGAUUCUUCCACCACGUUGCAAGGUUCGGAGCUGAUGUUGAUUCCUUCGUGGUUCAUACUAACUAUGAUGAGUUUGCGAUGAUGGUUCUGAUGGGCACAGAGAGACCAUUAGAAAUUAAGACCACCACUGUGAAGCUCUAUAGUCGAUCUAUGGUUGUGAAAGAUGCUGUGUUGGAUGACUUCAAAACACUGGCCAGACAACAGGGAAUGAGUGACGACACUAUCAUCAAUAAUCAGAACAAAGGUUCAGAUGUACACACAUUCAUUACUCGCCUGGUCCUCCCUGAGACCAUUUUUGUCUAAUGUGUUGUGUGUGAAAUCAUCUCAUGCUCAUUUCCUUAAAGGCUGAAGGCAUUUAAUACAUUUUUCUCAAGGCACACUGUGUUACAGCAAGAAAAGUACAAGUUUAACUUACAGGAGUAAAAAUGGAUGCAUGU
Molecule: messenger RNA, 850 nt
Organism: Scomber scombrus (Atlantic mackerel)
Lineage: Eukaryota; Metazoa; Chordata; Actinopteri; Scombriformes; Scombridae
Product: protein AMBP-like
Exons: 5
Coding region: 99-716 (205 amino acids)
Cellular component (GO): cell surface; plasma membrane
Molecular function (GO): serine-type endopeptidase inhibitor activity
Source: RefSeq, a predicted model, not a curated record